AGUAUGGUGGCAAGUGGAAACUGCUUCAUUAUUUUGCCCAGAAAUUCUUUGCACCACUGCUGCCUGUGGCCUAUGAAGACGAAGGCGUGUUGCACAUUUAUGGUGUCUCAGAUCUUCAUGCAGACCACAAGCUGACUUUGAAGGUCGUUGUGCACACCUGGAGUUCUCUGGAGCCAGUAUGCACCCUUGCCAAAGAGGGUGUGACUGUUAAAGCACAAAGUGCUGUCCCCAUCUACAAGGAGUCCAUACAGGGCUUGCUGGAGAGAUGCAGAAACUGUACCAGGAAAAGCUGCGUUAUUACUUUCUGUCUUGUGGGAGAAGGUGGCUUCCAGAGUCCUACGAACCAUCACUUCCUUUCAUCAUUAAAGGAUGCUGUAGGAUUAGAAAAGACCCAGCUUAGUGCCUCUGUAUCUCAACAAGAUGACAUUUACAAAUUUGUUCUUCAGACCACUGCAGUUGCUCCUUUUGUUUCCCUGGACGUAGGGAGUAUAAAAGGCAGAUUUAGUGAUAAUGGUUUCCUCAUGACCGAAAAAAAGAAAGUAGUUGCAUUUUACCCAUGGGAGCCUACCAGUGUUGAAGAACUAGAAAAGUCGCUAACCUUGACCUCUCUGGUGGAUGUUAUCUGA
Apaloderma vittatum (bar-tailed trogon) is the source of this 626-nucleotide messenger RNA. Its product is annotated as beta-mannosidase-like. Gene Ontology annotation, molecular function: beta-mannosidase activity. Lineage: Eukaryota; Metazoa; Chordata; Aves; Trogoniformes; Trogonidae. The transcript is spliced from 3 exons. The annotation marks the transcript as partial. The record is from RefSeq and is a predicted model, not a curated record. Gene Ontology annotation, biological process: glycoprotein catabolic process.